AUGCCUGCUCCCCUGGGGAACAUCCCCGAUUUAAAGAUUGACGAGUCGGCAGAGCCGACAGUUGAGGAGCCUGUUUCUGAACUGUACUCACAUCCCAAUGGCUCAAACUCGUCGUUUACACAUUCAAACGCCUACCGCUACUCGCGAUCGCGCUCUCCCAAACGUGUCUCGUCACCAAUAAGAAAAGGCUCUCCUACGCGCCAGCAGCCUUUCAGGUUCGGAUCCAUCACAAUGAAUAACUCUAACGAGAAUCUCUCCCUGAAGCCUGGAAGCGCGCUCCCCAUGAAUGGUCCAAGAGCUUCGUACAGACGUGGUCACAGAUAUAAGCAUUCUUCUGUGUCGAUGAACAUGUUUCAAGAGCCGCCCAAACGAACAUCGGUGCCCAUUCCUCAACAGUACCCUCUUCCAACUUACAAAGAAGUGGUGGCAACCCUGAGUUUGCCAGAUAAACUUAAGCUGACAUACUGUGGUUUCCUGAUUUUGCUCAGCCUGGCAACCUAUUUAAUAGGCUUCAAAUACGGCAAUCUGUGUUUGUCAACGCUUUCGCAUCUCGUCUUUUAUGACUCCAUAGGCAACUUGAUAACGGUGAUCGUGCAGGUCAUGACCAACUUUCCAAUAUGGAACGACUCGUCGCUGAAAUAUCCGUUUGGACUCGGCAGAAUAGAGGUGCUGGCCGGCUUUGGGCUGUCGGUAUCUCUUCUCUUUGUGGGUGUUGAUCUUUUUUCGCAUAUUUUUGAGAAUAUAAUGUUCACCCUCGCUCUUGGAGACCUCGAUGAAGCAGCACAUGCUCACCAUGUUCACGGCGAAAAGGGACAUCUCAACCUGAUGUUUUACGAGUGCUACCUUUUGGCGAUCUGUUUUGUGACGCUUCUGUCACCUCGACUAAUUUCCAAAAUGAAAAAACCAGCCGAGCCAGUCGUUUCGCGUCCAAAAAGAAUAAGCUCCAUCACCCUACAAGAAGAGCCAGUGGUUAGUAUUAAGUCGCAAAUCAAAAAGACACAAAACCAACUCUCCAAUUAUACAAGCAUUCUGUCGAUUGGAUACGCGACCUACGCCAUGAUGUAUCCCCUACUUGCGCACAUAGAGCUGGUGACGGUUGUGAACGAGCUUUCUAGCUUAAUUUUGGCCUUCACGGUGCUAUUCUUAGCAUGGAGACUGAUCUCUCGCCUCUCAGGCAUACUUCUGCUGCGCAACCCGCGCACCGACAUCGAGCCUCGCAUUGUCCAGAAUAUACAAUCAUUGGAAGUGUACAAAUCGUCUUACAAGAUUGGACGGCUCAAGAUCUCCAAGGUUAACCACAAAAUAUAUGUGGUUAUUCUCAGCAUGCGCAUGGCUGGGGCCUCCGACGACGACGAGUCGAAAAUGAGGUUCUAUGCUUCUCGAAUUAUCCGCAGCAUUAUGUGCCAAGAUGAGGCGGCAGAGGUCGAUCUGAACGCCGAGUUCGACUAUAUGGACCAAUCUGGCGAGCAGUUCGAAAUAACCAUCGAUAUCCAACGCGUGUAG
This is a messenger RNA of Ogataea angusta, 1503 nucleotides long. RefSeq lists its product as uncharacterized. Gene Ontology annotation, cellular component: Golgi apparatus; membrane. Gene Ontology annotation, biological process: zinc ion transport; intracellular zinc ion homeostasis; transmembrane transport. Gene Ontology annotation, molecular function: zinc ion transmembrane transporter activity. The transcript has a single exon. The coding region runs from base 1 to 1503 and encodes 500 amino acids. NCBI's taxonomy places the organism in Eukaryota, Fungi, Ascomycota, Pichiomycetes, Pichiales, Pichiaceae. The record is from RefSeq and is a predicted model, not a curated record.